Messenger RNA from Abrus precatorius (Indian licorice), 1798 nucleotides. Its product is annotated as transcription factor GTE6-like. Gene Ontology annotation, molecular function: protein binding. NCBI's taxonomy places the organism in Eukaryota, Viridiplantae, Streptophyta, Magnoliopsida, Fabales, Fabaceae. The record is from RefSeq and is a predicted model, not a curated record. The coding region runs from base 325 to 1476 and encodes 383 amino acids. The transcript is spliced from 9 exons.
GGGUUCAUAUAAAGUAUUGGGGGUUGUUGGAUUUUAUCAAGUGGAAAAAUAAAUGUGGCUUUCCUUGAAGGACCAGCAUCAAUGAAUCAUGUCGAAAUGAAACAGCGACCCAUGUUUUGAUUUGUAAAAUUAAAUGAUUCUGCUGUUGUGAAUUUUGGUUUCGUUGCUGUUUCCGUGGUAGAAAUUUGUUAUGUGGAACUUAAAUGGUGCUUACCAGUUCUUUCGUUGUUUCAACUCGCUCUCUCAGCAUGCUAGUAGGCAUUGUCUUAUACAUAUUGCUCGUUUACAAUACCAUCUAUUACUUGCUAUAAAAUAUAAUGUAAUAUGUUUGUAUUGUUUCUAUUGUUAUGUCAGAUGGGUACAUUUGGUACAUUGAUUUCAGAGAUGAGGAGUGUUACAACUGGAGAUUCUAACGGUGGUUCAGUUGAAAUGGAGGGUUUCAAGCAACGUGUUGGUGAGAUAAUUUCAAAGGUUGAUAAGCUUGAGCAGAAAGUAAAUGAUAUAGAGGAUUUUUACUUGAGUGUAAAUAAAAAGCAAACAAAUAUGCCUAAAGUUAAUUCAGCUGCAAAGGAUAAAGAGAAGGAGAAGCAUGUUCCAAGUAUUAAAAAGCAACAGCAGGAUGCCUCACGUAGAGAAGUGGUUUCUACAAAAAGAAUGCAAGAUCUCAUGCGCCAGUUUGGCACAAUAUUACGCCAGAUCACACAACACAAGUGGGCUUGGCCUUUUAUGCACCCUGUGGAUGUAGAGGGUCUUGGUUUACAUGAUUAUUAUGAGGUCAUUGACAAACCCAUGGAUUUCAGUACCAUUAAGAAUCAAAUGGAAGCAAAGGAUGGUACUGGGUAUAAGCAUGUUCGGGAAAUAUGUGCUGAUGUGAGGUUGGUUUUCAAGAAUGCUAUGAAAUAUAAUGACGAAAGAAGUGAUGUUCAUGUGAUGGCAAAAACUUUAUUGGCCAAGUUUGAGGAAAAAUGGUUGCAACUUCUGCCUAAAGUUACCGAAGAGGAAACUAGACGAGAAGAGGAGGAAGCUGAAGCACAAUUAGCCAUCCAAGUUGCUCGAGAAGCAGCUCAUGCUAAAAUGGCUAGAGACUUAAGUAAUGAGCUGUAUGAAGUUGAUGUGCUUUUAGAAGAGCUACGGGAGAUGGUUGUUAAAAGAUGCAGAAAAAUGUCAACUGAAGAAAAGAGAAAACUUGGAGAAGCUCUCACCCGAUUGUCUCCUGAAUAUCUAAGCAAAGCAUUACAAAUUGUUGCUCAAAACAAUCCAGGCUUCCAAGCAACUGCAGAAGAGGUGGAUCUUGACAUGGACGCUCAGAGUGAAGCUACCUUGUGGAGGUUAAGAUAUUUUGUUAAGGAGGCUUUAGUAGUCCAGGGCAAGAAGAAUUCAGGAAGCAUAGGUAGCAAUGAAAACCAGAACAACAAACGAAAAAGAGAAUUAUAUGAUGCUAUUGCAAAAACAAAGAAGAGCAAGAAGCCUACUUGAAGUUCAGUUGUUGAUAAUAUGCUGUUUUUAGAUCGUCUUCAAGAAACAAAUAUAUGAACUCGAAGGUUUCUUGGAAAAUGGCCAAAGUUGUGUUGCUCACAUUAGUCUCUCAUGCUAACCACAGCCUUUUCAUGUGGCUCCUUUCAGCCAAAGAAAUCCUUGAGAUGUAACCCAGUUUUGAAGGUUUUUUUUUUUUUUUGGUUCUCCGAGACCCUCUUUGGUGGUGGUUUGCCAGUUAUAGAGGGAUCCAUCUACUCUCAUUUUCAGUGGUUAAAUAGAAUAGUAAGUUUUGUAGUUUCUCAGAUUAUGCUAAUUUGUUUGG